Messenger RNA from Vigna radiata var. radiata (mung bean), 916 nucleotides. RefSeq names its product phospholipase A2-alpha. The record is from RefSeq and is a predicted model, not a curated record. Lineage: Eukaryota; Viridiplantae; Streptophyta; Magnoliopsida; Fabales; Fabaceae. Gene Ontology annotation, biological process: arachidonate secretion; phospholipid metabolic process; lipid catabolic process. The transcript is spliced from 4 exons. The coding region runs from base 192 to 665 and encodes 157 amino acids. Gene Ontology annotation, molecular function: calcium ion binding; A2-type glycerophospholipase activity.
ACAAAUCACCUACCUUCCACUCUUUCUCUGAGCUGUGGCUGUGGCUCUGGUUGAGACUGUGCCUGCCAUGUGUUCGAAACUUUGCUCUCAAAUCUAACACACUUUUUCAUCAUAUAAAUCAGAGCCUUUAAGCAACACCAAGUUUCCCAAACUCAAAAGUAAGUUCACUUUUCCCCUUUGUUCGUCAAAACAUGCUACCAACCUCCUCACUCAAGUAUGUUCUUCUCCUCUUUUAUUGUACUUUUUCCUUUAACUUGUUAACCACUCCUGGCUGUGCCCUCAACAUAGGAGCUGAAACCACUGGAGUAGCUGUCUCUGUGAGCAAAGAGUGCAGUAAACAAUGUGAGUCAAGUUUCUGCUCAGUGCCUCCAUUAUUGAGAUAUGGCAAAUACUGUGGACUUUUGUAUAGUGGAUGCCCUGGUGAAAAACCUUGUGAUGGCCUUGAUGCUUGUUGUAUGAAGCAUGAUCAAUGUGUGCAAGCCAAAAACAAUGACUACCUAAGCCAAGAAUGUAGCCAAGCAUUGAUAAACUGUAUGAAUAACUUCAAGAACUCGAGGGCUCCUACGUUCAAAGGAAACACGUGCAAUGUGAAUGAUGUUAUUGAAGUAAUACAUGUUGUGAUGGAAGCCGCUUUACUGGCUGGAGGGAUUCUCCACAAGCCCUAGAGAGUAAUGUUGUUUAUCUGUCUGUCUGUGAUAUCAAGUCUCAGCUAAGAAUAGAUAUUCUCUCGUUCUUCCUAUUGUUUUUAGUUGCUCUCUUACCAAAUUAAUCAAACUUCAAUGGUUUAUUUUAUUUGUUAACAACAAUGUACUCUUUUCGGACACCCUUAUUAUUAGGUAAGGUAUGUUUACUCAUUCUUGUGAUCCCCCACCUCUGACAAAUGUACACUGCAAACAGAUUUUUUGUUCUUUGGUUU